Molecule: messenger RNA, 252 nt
Organism: Dracunculus medinensis (Guinea worm)
Lineage: Eukaryota; Metazoa; Nematoda; Chromadorea; Rhabditida; Dracunculidae
Source: the annotation of a GenBank genome assembly
AUGGCCGACCAAUAUAAACGAUUUAUCGAAGUUUGUGAUAAAUUCAUAAAACAAUUGGAGAUACACGUAUUUGCCGAUGCAUCUAACUUUGCAUAUGCAGCAGCAGUUUAUGCUCUCAACACAGGAUACGAAAAAAUGGAACUCUUAAUAUAUGCCAAAUCUCGGAUUGCUCCAAUUAAAGGUAUAUCCAUACCAAAGCUUGAAUUACUAUCGAUACUUAUUGGUGCACUAGUGCUGCAUAUUUCGUAUUAA